Adineta steineri is the source of this 899-nucleotide messenger RNA. The record is from the annotation of a GenBank genome assembly. Lineage: Eukaryota; Metazoa; Rotifera; Eurotatoria; Adinetida; Adinetidae.
AUGACACCUUAUUCAGAAUCGAUAUAUUCUAUGUCGGAAGAUAAUAAUUUUGAAACAUAUUCUCUUAUAUGGCUUGAUGCUUCAGCUAACUCAAAAGAUAAUAUUGAAACUCAAGCAAUAUUUCGAUCAUUUAUAAAUCAUUUACAAAUAUUCGAAAAUCUUGAUCAAUGUGAACAAUAUAUUCAAUCAGUUUCACUAGAUGAUCGAAUUGUUUUUGUUGUUAGUGGUAGUUUUGGUCAACAAAUUAUACCUAAAAUUCAUUCUCUUCAACAAAUUUUUUCAAUUUAUAUUUAUUGUGAAAAUCAACAGUUUCAUCAUCAAUGGAGUCAACAAUAUAAUAAAGUAAAAAGUGUUUGUAAUCAAUUACACGAAUUGAUUAAGAGAAUCCAAUAUGAUCAUUGUGAACGAAGACAAAAUAAAUCUGAUGAACCAUUAUCAAUGAGUAUUUUCGAUCAAAAUAAUGAUUAUGAACAAUCAACAACAGGACUUGAUGGUCGAUUUCUUCAAACACAAUUAUUAAUUGCUUGUCUUGUUAAAAUGAAAACGACUCCAAGAGAUAAAAAUGAAUUUCUAUUACAAUGUCGAGAAAUUUAUAAAGAUAAUCCUAAACAAUUAAAAAUUAUCGAUGAAUUUGAACAAGAUUAUGCCGAUGAAUAUUCUUUAUGGUGGUAUAGUAGAGAAACUUUUAUCUAUCGUUUAUUAAACAAAGCACUUCGUAUUCAAAAUAUCGAUUUUCUUUUCCUCUUUCGUUUUUUUAUUCGUGAUAUUGAACAACAACUUUAUGAAAAUCAAUAUCUAUCACCUAUACGUGUCUAUCGAGGCCAAUUAAUGUCAUCGGAUGAAUUAAAUAUAUUAAAAAAAUCACAAAAUAAAUUAAUAUCAAUAAAUUCAUUUCUUUC